Messenger RNA from Salvelinus sp. IW2-2015, 1091 nucleotides. Its product is annotated as small COPII coat GTPase SAR1B. The record is from RefSeq and is a predicted model, not a curated record. Lineage: Eukaryota; Metazoa; Chordata; Actinopteri; Salmoniformes; Salmonidae. Gene Ontology annotation, cellular component: COPII vesicle coat; endoplasmic reticulum exit site. Gene Ontology annotation, biological process: intracellular protein transport; membrane organization; vesicle organization. Gene Ontology annotation, molecular function: GTP binding; GTPase activity.
GGUUAGGUAGUUCCCGAAGUCACGUCGAAGAACAAUACAAUCAGCUGUUCGUUUAUCGAAUCCACAAAAAAAAAUCUAACCAAAGCUGUCAUUGUCGACAGGGAGAGUUAAGGCAAAGACCAGUGAAAUGUCAUUCCUCUUUGAUUGGAUCUACAGAGGCUUUAGUGGUGUGCUACAGUUUUUAGGGUUGUACAAAAAAUCUGGAAAGUUGGUUUUCCUAGGGUUGGAUAAUGCUGGUAAAACAACCCUUCUGCAUAUGCUGAAAGAUGACAGACUUGGACAGCAUGUGCCCACGUUGCAUCCAACAUCGGAAGAGUUGACGAUAGCUGGAAUGACAUUCACCACGUUUGAUCUGGGCGGUCACGUACAAGCUAGAAGAGUUUGGAAGAACUACCUACCGGCUAUCAAUGGAGUUGUCUUUCUGGUUGACUGUGCUGACCAUGACCGCCUUACAGAAUCUAAGAUCGAACUUGAUGCUCUGAUAGCAGAUGAGACCAUCCUCUCUGUGCCUGUGCUGGUCCUGGGUAACAAGAUAGACCGUCCUGAAGCCAUCAGUGAGGGGGGACUGAGAGAGGCGUUCGUUCUCGAUGGUCAAUGCACUGGAAAGGGUAACGUGUCGUUGAAGGAUCUGCAGGCACGACCUCUGGAGGUUUUCAUGUGCAGUGUCCUGAAGAAGCAGGGCUAUGGAGAUGGCUUCAGGUGGCUGGCGCAAUACAUCGACUGACAACUAGGCAGCGGUUCUUUUACUAAACGGACUCCAUCUUUCUGGGGGGGGGAAUGAAGAAGAUAAGCUAUCAAAUGAAAUGGGCAUUAUCGUCAACCCCCACCCCCCCCCCAUGUGGAAAGAUGUGAAGCUCCAAUAAUACGCUUUCUGAUUAAGUACAUCUGUCAAUUUCAUCAUUAAUCGGUCGGUUUUAAAGGUUUCUAUCUAUGCAAACUUUUAAAAGUGGUUCAUGGUCACAAGAUUCAAGAUGGGCUUGCGUGUAAUACUAUGUCCAUUAAUUAUAACGUCAACCCGUUCUCUGGCAUGUAAUUAGAGUAUCCCGAUUCUAUCCCAACAGAUUUGAUCAUAUCUGCAAUUCAAGCUACAA